CCUUCCAGACACGCUUCCACCCGUCCCAUGUGCACAUCAUCAAUGAACUCAUCAUUUGUCGAGUGCAGUGCCUAGAAUAGCAUCCAACAACAACUGCCGACGUAAGCUCUUUCUCCGAUUCGUCAGCAGUGUCUCGUCCUAUCAGCGUUUCUGAUAUGCGAAUCGAUGCAAUAAUUACAGCUGUUCGCUAUUGAGCUGCGUUCGACCUACAUUCACCAAACAAGCUCGGCAACAUGUCGCUGACGGUGCGGAAUCUGAGUCCGUUCUCCGGAAUCUGUGCUUUAUUGUGGAUGCUCGGUAUUGCUGCUUCUGUGGAAGCAGUUGCGGAGUCACUUGAUCCAGAAGAGACGUCAUUUGUCUUCACGAGAAGCAUAGAGCAGCAUGCCGGUGGGAUUGAAUCGGAUGGCGAUAUACGAGUGGAGCGGAUCCUCAAUUGGACCCGGUGGGAGUUCUCAGAGCUGGCUGUGGAUCAAAAAACCAGCUGCUUCGUUAGGGAUCUUUUGUCCCGGUUGAAAUUGCUGGAUGUUGAUAGUGGACGCUUCCAAAUUGAGCAAUUGUGGGUUCAGUAUAGGCAAUAUAAAGAGUUCUUGAAUUGCACUGAAGAUGAAGUGAGCAAACUGGCAGAUAAUCUUGAACAGCAUACUGACAUGGGUGAAUGUGAUGCAGUGUUUUAUGCUUUCAGAGAGAGCAUUCUACCAUCAGUGGAUAUUCUUCGGAAAUUAUUUUUGUUGGAUACUGAAAGCUCAUCAAAGCUUUAUACUUGUUUGGGACCGCAAAUUAAGCAGCCGAGACAGUCAGUAUUCGAAUACUGUGAAAACAAAUUUUAUAAACAUAAACGAGACGUGAGGUGUGCAGCACGUAAUUAUGUUAUUCCAGAUGAUGAGGACUUUCACAGACACAUGGAUUGCAUUUUUCGAGGCUUACACUAUUUCGACAAACAAGGCAAUUUGGACGUGAAUGAAAUACUUCACGACUUCCAUCUGGUUGGAAAAACUCAUUUAGCUAACGACAUAUUACACGUUUUGAGAUCCUGUAGCGUUAAUUCAGAUUUCAAGGCACUGUCUUAUUAUGAAUGUUUGAUAAAAAGUGAUUUUAUUGAACAAUUCAAAGAAGCUUUGGAUUAUCGUGAAAUUCGUUCCAGUGACUAUUAUUAUACAUUAAAAAAUCCAAUGCCAAUUUAUGAGCGCAACCGAGUUCAACAUCACAUCAAUUCAGUAAAUCGUGAAUUUUGUUUAAUUUAA
Molecule: messenger RNA, 1241 nt
Organism: Armigeres subalbatus
Lineage: Eukaryota; Metazoa; Arthropoda; Insecta; Diptera; Culicidae
Product: 37 kDa salivary gland allergen Aed a 2-like
Exons: 5
Coding region: 234-1241 (335 amino acids)
Molecular function (GO): odorant binding
Source: RefSeq, a predicted model, not a curated record